CAAGGCCUCCGCCGCCACCUCCCGCCGUUGCCAGGCAACCCGGCGCGGCCGGAAGGGCGGGGCGGCACUUCCGGCGCGGCCCGUGCGCGCCUUCCCCUCCCGCCCGCCACCGCCAAGAUGGCGGCGCCCGUGUCGCUGCAGGUGGAGUUCGGAGGUGGCGCAGAAUUCUUGUUCGAUGGUGUCAAAAAGCAUCAGGUGACUUUGCCCUGUCAGCCGGAGCCUUGGGAUAUCAGAAACCUGCUAAAGUGGAUCAAACAGAAUCUAUUGAAAGAACGACCAGAAUUAUUUAUGCAAGGGGAGUCUGUGAGGCCAGGAAUUUUGGUGCUCAUCAACGACGCAGACUGGGAACUAAUGGGUGAGCUGGAUUAUAAACUCCAGGACCAGGAUAAUGUGCUUUUCAUCUCAACGUUACACGGCGGGUGAACUCCUGGAAAAACAAGAGGAUGUAAAUCCAAACCCCUGCACAAAAAACUCAGACAAAAACCUAAACCCACCCAAACCUCUCCUGAACUGCCUGUGCCUGAUCUCUGCAUCUUCCCACUGCGUUCACUUGUUACUAGCCAUCCAAAUAAAGCCCUGCCAGCACACGGCCUGCUGUCCACCACAAAAGCAUCCUUCUUUUGGCCCUCAUUUCACCUCUCCUGCCUGCGCUUCGAGGUACCCUAAUGAACAGAGAGCACCUGCAGCAUGUGGAGCUUUGUUUUUCCGUGACGGGAGGAACAGGGCGGCUGAACCUCGAGGAAGAUGGUGUGUCUUUGUAGGGAGUAAGGUGCUCUGGGGGAACUGGGGCAAGGCUGGGGUUCCCAAGGCUGGGAUUCUUUUAACACAGUUCUUGGUGUUGGUACAGUCUCUGCACCAGCCACAGGAAUGAUCAGGGAAGGGUGAGACAUGAAGUGCAAGGAAACAAAAGGCGGCUUUACUAGUUUUUCUCUGAGGUGGCAGACAUUACAGCUUCAGAGCCCUCUGUAGCAGUUUUCCAUUUGCCAUUGUAUUUAUUUAUGGGAAAUAGGAGAGAAAUAGGCUUUUUUGGUUUUGUUUUUCUGAUGCCUUAUGCCUCUUUCAUACCUCAGCUGAGGCAGCGUGAAGGACUAGCCCACGAACCAUCUCAAUUUAUAACCAUUUAGUUCAAGGGGAAACAAAGCCGUGCCCAGCCUGAGACAGCACAGAGUGAUAAGGGCAGCAAAUUAUCUUUCUGUCACCGUGACGGACAGAAUUGAUCAGCCUGCGUUGCGUUCUGUGCAGGUGGGGAGCUGCGUUGCUGCAGCCUGGCCAGGGAAGGGCUGGGGCAGGAGAUGCGCGGUUAAGCAGAGAGCAGGGAGAAAGAGUCAGUGGCUUUUAACUUUUCCAUCAGUGGAGGGGGAGGCUUCUUAUUGCGCACCCUGAGGAAGUCCUGUGAGCGCAGCGGAAGUGGGUGUGCGCGUCUCUGCUAGGGCAUGGGCGCUAUUCGCUUUCCAGAAGUUUCCUCGGACAGAUGGACCGGCCUGCCUGGCAGCCGGGAGGUGACAGAGCAGAGGGAAGGGGUCAGAGAGGACAGCGUUGGUGCCAACAGGUCUGAAACUCCACAAGCUUCUAGGAGCAUCCGACCAGGAUUGUCUGUCCUGUGCUCCCCCCACCUUGCUCACCUGCGUUUCGGCACGGCUCCGGCGGCACGUGGUGGUCCCAGCGGCAGCACCGCAGCCCGAGCAGCGGCUCUCCCGGGGCAGAGGGCUUGCUGGCGCCAUAAAUUCUGUUGGUGCGUCUCGGAGCCGAUCUGCUCUCGCAUUCUCGCCCUGUCCGCAGCCUGCGGGAGCUGCCGAGGAGGAGCUGGGGAGCGGUGAGCUGUGCACCAGCCCCUGCUCGGGCGGCCUGGCCUGACACCCCCAGAGCUCCGUCCAAGGAGCCUUUCCCGUCCUGCGCCUGGCAGAGGAGUUACUCUGUCUGAUGCGGACAGAGUGCCAACGAGUAAUUCCCCUGUCUGACUUCUCCGGUGACUCCUCUCUCACGUUUACCCCACCACAACCUGCGUAACUAAAAGCGCCCACAGACUACAAUGCCGCUGCAUCAGAGGAACCCUGACUUCCGAGCACGCUGCUGGUAACGAACCGAUAUUCAGCCUUUUCCAAAUCCAGCUGCUGCGACUCGAGUCCAGCUUGUGCCGUUUGUAAAUGACACGGAUGGGCCAACAGCUCUUCUCUGUCUGGAGUUCACGGCCAUAAGUUUUGCUGGGCUGGGGGAGCGGGGGGGGGAUUCCAGGUGAUGAUAGGAGCUGGCUAAAAAACAACAAACCUGCGUGGUAUGCAGCUUGGAAUGGACUUAAACCCAAGUGGGAAAAGGCAGGUUCAUCUUCAUCGCUGCUGCCUGCCCGGCCUCUGCUGCAUUUUUGCCUUAGGCUGGGCUUGUCUGUUCUUAUCCCCCCCAGCUGUUUGCUCACGGUAGGAUGAGUUCCUUCCCUGGGAGGUGUUACUCCCCUCGCUAGCCCAGGUAGACCCAGAUGACUCCGCUCCUGCUGUAGUAAAAGCUGCCAAUCAUUGCUAAAAAAAUCUAGAAAUGGGAAGAUGAGGGAAGCCAGGGGAGGGGAUAAGAGGGGUUCAGCAAAAUCCUGUAACAACAACAAAACCAACACCAACAACAAAAAGUUUCUGAAAUAAAAGCCUUUUAAAACA
Messenger RNA from Columba livia (rock pigeon), 2642 nucleotides. It is a transcript of the gene URM1, whose product is annotated as ubiquitin related modifier 1. Gene Ontology annotation, cellular component: cytoplasm; nucleus. Gene Ontology annotation, molecular function: protein tag activity. The transcript is spliced from 5 exons. Lineage: Eukaryota; Metazoa; Chordata; Aves; Columbiformes; Columbidae. The record is from RefSeq and is a predicted model, not a curated record. Gene Ontology annotation, biological process: protein urmylation; tRNA thio-modification. The coding region runs from base 118 to 423 and encodes 101 amino acids.